Messenger RNA from Oryza sativa Japonica Group (Japanese rice), 3818 nucleotides. RefSeq lists its product as uncharacterized. Lineage: Eukaryota; Viridiplantae; Streptophyta; Magnoliopsida; Poales; Poaceae. Gene Ontology annotation, molecular function: phosphatidylinositol binding. The record is from RefSeq and is a predicted model, not a curated record.
GCCCAAAAGAGCCAAGAAGAAUAAAUAAAAAGAGAACAAAAAAAAAUAAAAACGCCCAGAGAACUCGUCGCGCCGCCGCCAUCCUCCAUCUCCGGCGACGGCGGCGCUCGGACGGCGAGAGGGUUAGGAUUCGCCGAAGUGGGCGGAGGAAACCCCCCCCCCUCCACGGGGAACCCGCCGCCACGACGCCCGUCACCCCCCGGCGCGCGCGAGGCACGCGAGCGGAAGGAAGGACGAGAUGCGGAGGGCGAUGAUGGGCGUGGACGAUCUGAUCGAGGAGGCGAAGGUGCGCACCGUGUGGUGGGCGCUCUGCGUCUUCGCCAUCUCCUACUUCCUCACGCAUACGAGUAAAUCAAUGUGGACAAAUGUGCCCAUGUCAAUUCUUAUACUUGCGUUUCUCCGAUACCUUUCAUUCAAAGUGGAAUUCCAUUGGAGAGGCCAGCCUGUUCAGAAGCAGACACAUUUGUCUCAAUUGUCAAAACGACAGUUGUCUGCUCAUGAUCAUCGGCUUUCAACUGUGGCACCGGUUUCAAGAUGGAGAAGGAAAGUUGGUUCACCUUCUGUUGAGGCUGCUUUUGAAAGUUUCAUUGAGAAUAUUUUGAGAGACUUUGUGGUGGACUUGUGGUAUUCAUCUAUUACUCCUGAUAGAGAGGCCCCAGAGUUGAUACGUGGUCUAAUACUUCAUGCUCUUGGAGAAAUAUCAGGCAGGGUGAAGGAAAUGAAUCUAGUUGACUUGCUAACAAGGGAUAUGGCUGAUUUGAUAGGACACCAUUUAGAUAUUUUCCGGAAAAAUCAAUCUCAAAUUGGUGUUGAUGUUAUGGGAACAUUGUCAUCUGAGGAAAGAGAUGAGAGACUGAAGCAGCACCUAAUAGUUUCACAGGAACUCCAUCCCGCAUUGUUAUCUUCAGAGCAUGAAUAUAAGGUUUUUCAAGAUAUUGUUGGGGGUAUAAUGGCUCUAGUUUUAAGACCGCAAGAUGCUCAGAGUCCAUUGGUUCGCUGUUUCUCCAGGGAACUGCUGACCUGCUUAGUCCUGCAGCCAGUGAUGAACUUUGCAAGUCCUAUCUACAUGAAUGAGCUAAUUAUUUACCUUAUGAACAACAAAAAUACAAACAGUGGAGGAGGGAAUUUAGAUAACUCUAAUUCUUCAGUUACAGUAACAAAUGCCCAUUCAGCUCAUAAAGGAAGUUCACAGGGUUGUCAAGUGGAAUCAAGGAAUUUGUCUCAAGAAUCCAGUGGCUUAGUACCAGCAAAUAGUUCUGGGAUGAGGUCACUUGUUACUCAUGAUGGUGACAAGUCAAAAAUGUCAAAGAUUGAACAUGGUAGCGCCAUCCAGUCUCGACAGCCAGAUUGGGCUGUGGGACUGGAUGCAGCUACUAAAAGGCGAUCUCAGGUUCUUGCUCCUGAGAAUCUUGAGAACAUGUGGGCAAUUGGAAGAAAUUACCAAAAGAAAAUGGUGAAAUUCGAGCAUUCAAGGGGAAAAAGUUCAGGCAUAGAUAACAUUCCAAGUGCAGGAGCAGCAGGAAAAGAGUUAUCUCCUAAUUUCAAUGAGAGAAUUACAUCUGUUGAUGACAAAUACAUGGUCAAUUUGAUGCAAGGUUCAAAUAGGAAUGCCCAAUCUACCUAUGUCACAGGUAGUCACCCACUUGUUUCGCAAGAAUGGCAAGAUACGGAUGAAGCAAAACCAAAUGAAGGGAGUCAAGUUGAUUGCAGCAGCACAGAAAAACCCUGUGAAACUAUCAACAACACAAAAGCUCAGUUAAAGAGGUCUAAUAGUACUCCUGAUAUUGAAAAAAGAUAUCUAGCCAAAAGUAAUCAAACCAUGGUUUCCAGUGAAAUAGCAAGAAAAAAUCAGGGUGAUAGAGGUUCUUUUCCUGUCUCACAUGGUGAAGUAGUAUUGUAUGUUCCAAAGAUAAGGUGCCGGGUUGUUGGUGCAUAUUUUGAGAAACUUAGUUCAAAAUCCUUUGCCGUUUAUUCUAUUGCGGUGACUGAUGCAGAGAACAAGGCUUGGUUUGUGAAAAGAAGAUACCGAAACUUUGAACGUCUUCAUCGACAACUGAAGGAGAUUCCUAAUUACUCUUUGCACUUGCCUCCAAAGAGUUUUCUUUCAUCUAGUAUUGAUGAUUACCUUGUGCACCAGCGAUGCAUUUUGCUGGACAAAUAUCUUCAAGAACUCUUGUCUAUACCUAAUAUAGCAGAGCAGCAUGAAGUUUGGGAUUUUCUGAGUGCAACCUCAAAGAAUUACUCUGCUGGAAAGUCUACUUCUGUUAUGAAAACCUUGGCUGUUAAUGUUGAUGAUGCGAUGGAUGAUAUUGUUCGACAGUUUAAAGGAGUUUCAGAUGGUCUGAAAAGGGCUGUUGGAACCUCACCUACCAGUGCACCUUCUUCACAUUUGGCAGAGAAUCAGAUGUCUCUAUCUUGGAAUCAGGAAGAGAUAGAUAACCAUAAUCUGCAUAAUAGAAACCUGUCAGGUGCUCAUAGUCUUUCUGAUGGUGAUAGCAAUUAUGAAGAUCCCUCCUCAUCUGUAAAUAGUGCUAGCCACUCAGACAAUGAGUUGAACAACAGUCAGUAUGGUUCAAAUGAUAUCAAGCUCAAUGAAGCAUAUUCUGGUUUUGAUGCACAAGCAAGCCAACAAAUAGAGAAACCUACUAGGGCAUAUUCUGAUUCUUCAAACAUGUCUUCUCUAAAUACAUUUGAAGAUCCAGCAGGAAUUCCUCCUGAGUGGACGCCAACAAAUGUUAGUGUUCAUUUGUUGAAUCUGGUUGACAAGGUGUUCCAACUAAAGCGGCGUGGUUGGAUAAGAAAACAAGUACUCUGGAUAUCAAAGCAGAUUUUACAGUUAGUCAUGGAAGAUGCAAUUGAUGAAUGGAUUUUAAGACAGAUCAAUUGGCUCCGAAGAGAUGAAGUUAUUGUACAAGGAAUACGCUGGAUUCAAGAUACUCUCUGGCCCAAUGGUGUUUUCUUCACCAGGUUGGAUGGAUAUCAAGGAAAUGCAGGUCCAAGCCAAUUUGAUAAGCACCCAUCUGGGAGUGCUAAUCAGGCUAGUGGCAACAGAAAGGAUAGUGCAAGCUCUUUUGAACAACAACUGGAGGCAUCUAGAAAUGCUAGUGAAGUUAAGAAACUUCUUCUAGGUGGAACUCCGCCGACAUUAGUCAGCAUAAUAGGGUACAAGCAGUACCAGCGUAGUGCGAGGGACAUUUACUACUUCCUCCAAUCCAAUGUCUGUGUGAAGCAGCUUGCUUAUGCAAUGAUAGAGCAGGUGCUUGUGUCGCUCUUCCCAGAGCUUCGUCAGCUAAUAGAGGACAUACAUGAGAAAGGUCGUAAGGAGCAAGCGUCAUUCACUUACCAACUUUGACUGAAAAGACGUCUUGAUCCUUCAAAAACCUGGUACUGCACAAAUGGCCUUUGCUUGUUUCUUCUUUUACUCUGGCAUUUUGCCCAUGGCGAAGCUGCCUGGCACGCAAAAAUUUUGCAGAUGGAUUUCAACAGCGUAAAGUUGGAUUGAGGAUGCAGUUGUUGAUUAUCCAACCAAAACUAUGUACAGAUGUAUAUCAGAAGCUGUGUAAAUUAGUCCUCUAAUGCAUACCAAGAACUACGUUCUUACAGUGAUCUCUGAUAGUUUGAUGUAUCGUAUCAUUCUUUAAUUCUUUUUCUCUCCUCAAUGUAUUCUAGUCGUUCCUAGCUCUCUUGGCUGAGGUUUGUAAAAAUAUCGAAUGUUCCAAUUGUAUAGGCGUACCGUAUAUCUGACUGUCCAUUCUUCAGUUGAAGAACUCAAUCCAUGCAUCUUGACAAGAUAGCAAUCAAGAACCUUUGACUGAUGA